UUCCCUCACAGAAUGCCCACCUCGGCCUGGGCUACGGCUUUCAAGCAUUCAAUGCCCCUGGCUGUGUCUGUGUGCACGAAUUCAUUCUUGGAUUCACUAGUCUUCCAUUGCGGCGAUCCUUCAUUAACCUAACUCUGGAAAUUGCUCUCAGGAGAGUUGGUCAGGGACGCUGGUAUCACCAUGAUCAAGCUAUUCAGUGUGAAGCAAAAGCAAAAAGAAGAUAAUGCGAAAGGACGGCCCGUCAAAAAGCAAAGUGCUGGCGAAUUGAGGGUCCAGAAAGAUAUAAGUGAGUUGAACCUGGCCAAGACAACCACCAUAAGUUUUCCAGAUGGACAGGAUAACCUUCUCAGCUUGGAGAUUACCAUUCGACCGGACGAGGGCCACUAUCAAGGAGGUAUCUUUACUUUCAGUUUUCAAAUAUCGCAGGUGUAUCCUCACGAAGCACCUAAAGUGAAAUGCAAGACGAAGGUUUAUCAUCCGAAUAUAGAUAUGGAGGGGAACGUUUGUUUGAAUAUUCUCCGUGAGGAUUGGAAGCCAGUACUGAGCAUAAACUCUAUCAUAUAUGGUCUCCAGUAUCUAUUUUUGGAUCCCAACCCAGAUGAUCCACUUAACCAUGAGGCUGCAGAAGUGCUACGGGACAACCCUCGACAGUUCGAACAAUAUGUGCGGAGAUCGAUGGCUGGUGGUUAUGUUGGCGGCCAUCAUUUCCCUAGAUGCAUUGGCUGAACCUUAUUGUUGCAUUUUGCUUAGUUAAUUUUUGCAGGUUUAUGUCUCAUCUAUAGGGGCGCAUUGUCCUCAUCAAACAUUGUAGAAUGGUGUUGCAGUGAACACGAAAUGUCAUUCUCUUGGGAUCUAAGCAGUUAGGAUCCUGAAUACUACAUUUUAGUGUAAGACUGUCUACUUGUGAGUCCACACGUCAAUAUGAACUGAAACUUUUUUGUCAUCG
Messenger RNA from Physcomitrium patens, 946 nucleotides. Its product is annotated as NEDD8-conjugating enzyme Ubc12. The record is from RefSeq and is a predicted model, not a curated record. NCBI's taxonomy places the organism in Eukaryota, Viridiplantae, Streptophyta, Bryopsida, Funariales, Funariaceae.